Lolium perenne is the source of this 1703-nucleotide messenger RNA. RefSeq names its product polynucleotide 5'-hydroxyl-kinase NOL9-like. Gene Ontology annotation, biological process: cleavage in ITS2 between 5.8S rRNA and LSU-rRNA of tricistronic rRNA transcript (SSU-rRNA, 5.8S rRNA, LSU-rRNA). Gene Ontology annotation, molecular function: polynucleotide 5'-hydroxyl-kinase activity. Gene Ontology annotation, cellular component: nucleus. NCBI's taxonomy places the organism in Eukaryota, Viridiplantae, Streptophyta, Magnoliopsida, Poales, Poaceae. The record is from RefSeq and is a predicted model, not a curated record.
CCCAGUUGCCCGUACACCCAACAAAAAUCUUGGGGCACCCCAGUCGCAUUCCGCGUGACCAUCUCCCUGUCCUUGGUUUUUAUCAAGUGCCCGAUCGGUUGGAGACUGCAUAGCGUUGAGUGCGUCUUUGCGAGUGAAUUGUUGCGGAUAGAGCGAGAGACAUGGGGCUGUGCGGCGGCGAGGGAUCGGAGGAGCGGGAGCGCGAGUGGGAGGAGGCGGCGGAGGCGGUGGCGUACGACUCCUGCACCUGGCCGCCGCCGGUGGUGGCAGUGUGCGGCCCGGGCAACAGCGGCAAGUCCGCAUUCUCCCGCCUCCUCCUCAACACCCUCAUCGGAAGGUAUAAGAGGGUGGCAUAUCUGGAUACCGAUGUUGGCCAGCCUGAAUUCACACCUCCAGGUUUUGUGUCGCUUCAUGUACUUGAGGAACAGACUAAAGAUCUUACAAUGAUAUAUCUACGGCCUCCAAAGAGGUGCUUCUUUUUUGGUGAUGUCGGUGCACACAGGAACCCAAAACUUCUCUUGAGCUACAUAUUUGGCCUCUAUGAUUAUUUUCUUCAAGAACUCUAUUGCUUUAAUGAGACUGAUAACCCUAAGAAAUCAGCUAUACCACUUGUUAUUAACACUUCAGGAUGGGUGAAAGGUAUUGGACUUCAUGUUCUUUCAGAGAUAUUGAGAUAUGUAUCCCCAACUGAUGUUAUUCGGCUACACAGCACGUCAGAGGGUAAAAAUUUACCAGAUGGUGCAUUUUGGUUGGACGGACACCAGGGAGAUUCGCGAGUUAAUCUAAUUGUAAUCCGUGCAUCGCAGAACUCUCUCCGACAUUUGCUAGUGAAGAAGGAGGCACGGAUGAUUCGUGAUCUCAGGUUGAUUGCUUACUUCAGGCAGUGCUUGCCAAGGGACUUCCCUGUUUUCUCUUGUGAUGACUUAGUUCAUGGAUUUUCUGCUAUAGAUCCCUUCCAGCUUCCUCUUUCAAAAAUACAGGUUAUUGAUCUACAUUGCCAGGUUUCUGAUGGUGCAGUAUAUGACUUCUUGACUGGUACUAUCGUUGGCCUUGGAUCAAGUACAUGUCUCCCUUUGUCAACUGAAUGCUCCUCCCCAUGGUGCAUUGGACUUGGUUUUAUCAAGGCUGUUGAUAUUCCAGAAAACUGCAUUCAUCUGAUCACACCUGCUUCUCGUCACCUUUUAGAAAAUAUCGACAUCAUUUUUCGAAGUUGUAUUACAGUUCCUACCUGCCUCCUUCAGGUGUCAGACGAAGUGGAUGAUAUAACUGAGAGGCUGAGAGAUCUCUAGAGCUCAGUAUGAGUCUACAAAUGCAUAUGAUCAUCAGGGAUAGACACAUGUGUGCUAUCAGAGUGUCAUUUCCCGAUAAGAACCAACCUUGGGAAAAAAAUAUUGGACCUUUUAAUGAAGUUCAUAUGAACGUAUUUACUAUAUGCCCCUUUUAAGGAUGCAAUUCCGUAUCAUGGAAACCAGUAAACAAUGAACCUAUUAGUAUGAGACCGUCGGUCAGUCGUUAUCUCGUUAUACUUCAUUGCACUUAUGUUCGCGCACGCUAGUAAGCUUGUUGGAAUGUGAGUUUCUACAUUGUAGACCAUCUUUUUUUAUUUGUAUGGAUAACGUGAAGAUGUGAUAUAGAAUUAUAACAUAACACUUACUUAAAAGGAUGUAAAAAAUAUUUUUAUAGCAUUUUGGGUAUUGUUCUAA